Melanaphis sacchari is the source of this 1783-nucleotide messenger RNA. RefSeq names its product synaptic vesicle membrane protein VAT-1 homolog-like. Lineage: Eukaryota; Metazoa; Arthropoda; Insecta; Hemiptera; Aphididae. The record is from RefSeq and is a predicted model, not a curated record. Gene Ontology annotation, molecular function: oxidoreductase activity. The transcript is spliced from 9 exons. Bases 282 to 1619 code for a protein of 445 amino acids.
CACAAUCCGCGCUCCGUAUUCUUUCGGCAACGCUGUCGGCGCCAAUACGUACAUAACGUUCUCGAUCCACUCGGCACUCAUCGUUGUAACGCGGACUCAGUCAGUCGUUAUUUCAACCGUCACUCACUUGCAUACGAAAUCCCGCUCGUACGCCGGUUACAAACAAUCGACGAUUUAGCGUUUCGUAUCAUUUUUUUUUCUGACAACGAUAUAUCAACGAGGGUUUUCACUCGUACAAAUUUUCGAAAUUUUAAAAAUCAUCUACGACCAACGAUAAUAAUAUGGCUGAGGAAAAUGCACCAGUAGCGGCAGCAGCAGCGGCCGUAAACGACCAGGCACAGGAGAAACCGGCCACCGAGACCGCUGUUGAACAGCCAAAAGCUGAGGGCAACGGCAAAGCUGCGGCAGCCGCCGUCGAGGAACCACCGAAGGCCGAGAUGAGAGCCGUCGUGCUCACCGGAUUCGGCGGCCUCAAGUCCGUCAAGAUCCUGAAGAAACCCGAACCGACCAUGGGCGAGGGUGAAGUCGUGAUCAGGGUAAAGGCGUGUGGUUUGAAUUUCCAAGAUUUAAUGGCCCGACAAGGCGUGAUCGAGUCUCUGCCUAAAGCUCCGUUCAUAUUGGGUUUCGAAUGUUCCGGCAUCAUCGAGCAAGUCGGAGAAGGUGUUGAGAAGUUCAAGGUCGGCGAUCGCGUUGUGGCGCUGCCCGAGUGGCGCGCGUGGUCCGAGCUCGUAUCCGUACCGGCCAAGAACGUGUUUGCCAUACCGGAUAACCUGAACUACGUGGACGCCGCGGCCUUGGCCACCAACUACAUCGUUGCUUACGUGUUGCUGUUCGAGCUGGGCGCCGUCAAGCCCGGCAGCAGCCUGAUACUGCACUCGGCUGGUGGCGGAGUGGGUCAAGCAGUUGCCCAACUCUGCAAAACAGUAGAUGUCACAGUAUUUGGUGUAGCAUCAAAAACUAAACAUGAAGCUUUAAAAGGAACCAUUGAUCAUCUUUUGGAACGUGGAAGUGAUUAUGCUGCUGAAGUUAGAAAGGUUUCUCCAGAAGGAGUGGAUCUCUUUUUGGAUUGUGUUUGUGGCGAAGAAUGUAGCCGUGGAUACUCUCUUUUAAAACCUAUGGGAAAAUAUAUUUUGUUUGGUUCAUCCAACAUUGUUACAGGAGAAACAAAAAGUUUCUUUAGUGCUGCUAAAUCUUGGUGGCAAGUGGAUAAAAUUUCUCCAUUGAAAUUGUUUGAUGACAGUAAAACUCUUAUGGGAUUCAAUUUAAGACGAUUAUUGUUCCACCAAAACCAAUCUGAAUAUGUAGGAAACAUAUUUGACAAAGUUAUUGGAUUAUGGAAGGAUGGAAAAGUUAAACCAGUUAUUGAUUCCACUUGGGCUUUUGAAGAUGUUGGUGAGGCUAUGCAAAAAAUGCAUGAUAGAAAAAAUAUUGGAAAAAUUGUCUUGGAUCCAAGCUUGGAACCAAAACCAAAGCCAGCUACACCGGUUAAAGGAAAAUCAAAGAAUGCUGAUAAAGAAAAGGAAAAGAAAGAAGAAGAUUCUUCUGCUAAUGGCACUACAACUCCUGAAGUUUCAAGUCCUACAACUAAAGAGAAGGAGAAAGAAAAGGAAUCAAGUUGAAUGCACAAGUGAAAACAUUAUUCUCAAAGAUUACUACCUACUUAUUUAAUAAUAAUAAUAAUAAAAAAAUAAACUUCUCGUUAGUGCUUUUUCCAGUCUUAUAUUAUACUAUAUUAUGAAAUAUCAAUUUUAGCCUUUUUAGCAAUAUUUUAAAUAUUUGUUUC